AUGGAUGAGGCCAUUCGCUCCUUCGCAGAGAAGGUCUUUGCCUCUGAGGUGAAAGAUGAAGAGGAGAGGCGAGAGAUCUCUCCUUUUGAUGUGGAAGACAUCUGCCCCAUCUCACGUGAGGAAAUGAGAGUGCACAUGAUACGUCAGGAGAGCUCUAUCACACAAGAAAAGCGGAAGAAGCGCCUGCUCCGAAGCCAGACAAUUGCUUUUGCAGUCCCUGGGUCUCAGAAGUCUCCAACCAAACUGUCCACUAUUGCUGAGGUCGUCCCUACCUCCCCCCUGUAUGAGACUGUGCCUGACUUCCAGCGGGUGCAGAUCACAGGGGAUUAUGCCUCUGGGGUGACAGUAGAAGAUUUUGAAGUUGCCUGCAGAGGCCUGUACCGUGCCCUGUGCAUCCGGGAGAAGUACCUGCAGCAGUCUUUGCAGCGGUUCCCCAGGACCACAUCUCAGUACCUGCGCACUAUCGAAGGCGAGGUCUGGAGGCCAAUGCCUCAUUGGUGCUCUCCUUUUGGUCCAGUGUUCACUCCGCCAGUGAAGGAUGGGCAGGAUCCCUUUGAAAAUGAGAGUCUCCCAGAGGAUUUGGGAUACCACAUCCAGAUGAAGGAUGGGGUAGUUUACAUCUAUGAAGACAAGGCAGCAGUUGGCAGAAACGAGCCAAAGGACCUGUCCUAUCCCAUCCUCGAGAGCUUCAUUGAUGACAUGAACUUCCUCUUGGCCCUGGUUGCGCAGGGACCUGUUAAGACCUACACUCAUCGGCGCCUGAAGUUCCUCUCAUCCAAGUUCCAAGUGCAUGAAAUGCUGAAUGAGAUGGAGGAGAUGAAAGAGCUGAAGAACAACCCCCACCGGGACUUCUACAACUGCCGGAAGGUGGACACACAUAUCCAUGCUGCAGCCUGCAUGAGCCAGAAGCAUCUUCUGCGUUUUAUCAAGAAAUCAUACUAUGUGGAUGCUGACCGUGUAGUUUAUGAUGCCAAGGGCACACAGCUCACUCUCAAACAGCUUUACGAGAAGCUCAGGCUGCACCCCUAUGACCUGACAGUGGAUUCCCUGGAUGUCCAUGCUGGGCGGCAGACCUUCCACCGCUUUGACAAGUUCAAUGCCAAGUACAACCCCGUGGGAGCCAGCGAGCUGCGAGACCUCUAUCUGAAGACAGAGAACGCCAUCAAUGGCGAGUACUUUGCUACCAUCAUCAAGGAGGUUGGCUCUGAUCUGGAGGAGGCCAAGUACCAGUAUGCGGAGCCUCGCCUCUCCAUCUACGGGAGGUCAGCUGAGGAGUGGCCCAAGCUAGCCAACUGGUUCAGCAGACAUCGAGUCUAUUCCCCCAACAUGAAGUGGAUGAUCCAAGUGCCCAGGAUUUAUGAUGUGUUCAGGUCUAAGAAUUUUCUCCCACACUUUGGGAAGAUGCUGGAAAAUAUCUUUGUUCCUGUGUUUGAGGCAACUGUCAAUCCUCGAGCUCACAAAGAGCUCAGUGUCUUCCUACGCCACAUCACUGGCUUCGACAGCGUGGAUGAUGAAUCCAAGCAUAGUGGACACAUGUUCUGCACUAAAAGCCCAAAGCCAGAGCAGUGGAAUUCUGAGAAGAACCCAUCCUACACCUACUAUUUAUACUACAUGUAUGCCAACAUCCUGGUGCUUAACAACCUGCGCAGGCAGCGUGGUAUGAACACGUUCCUCUUCCGUCCACACUGUGGGGAAGCUGGGGCCCUCACACAUCUGCUUACAGCCUUCAUGACAGCAGAUAAUAUCUCCCACGGUCUCAACCUCAAGAAGAGUCCAGUGUUGCAGUAUCUGUACUUCCUUGCCCAAAUUCCCAUUGCUAUGUCCCCACUCAGCAACAACAGCCUCUUCCUGGAGUAUGCAAAGAGUCCAUUGCCUGACUUCCACCAGAAGGGUCUCAUGGUGUCCCUUUCUACAGAUGACCCCAUGCAGUUUCAUUUCACAAAGGAGCCCCUGAUGGAGGAGUACGCCAUUGCUGCUCAGGUCUUCAAGCUCAGCACCUGUGACAUGUGUGAAAUUGCCAGGAACAGUGUCCUGCAGUGUGGCCUGUCCCACGAGGAGAAAGUCAGGUUCCUGGGUGAGAACUACCAGGAAGAGGGGCCAGAAGGCAACGAUAUCCGGAAGACAAACGUGGCUCAAAUCCGCAUCGCCUACCGCUACGAGACGUGGUGCUACGAGCUCAACCUCAUCGCCGAGGGCCUGAAAAACGACUAGGAGUUGGGGUGGACUCUGGGGUCUCGGGCCAGCGGCCCGGCGUGCCGGGGGCCGCGCUGGAAGCCGGGUUGGCGGCGGCGGGCGCACAGUAAAAGGCAGUGUACGAGCAGCCAGGAGCCUGC
Molecule: messenger RNA, 2333 nt
Organism: Dryobates pubescens (Downy woodpecker)
Lineage: Eukaryota; Metazoa; Chordata; Aves; Piciformes; Picidae
Gene: AMPD1
Product: adenosine monophosphate deaminase 1
Exons: 14
Coding region: 1-2211 (736 amino acids)
Biological process (GO): IMP salvage; AMP metabolic process
Cellular component (GO): cytosol
Molecular function (GO): AMP deaminase activity
Source: RefSeq, a predicted model, not a curated record